UCUUUCAGUCCACUUGCAGCUGAUGGGGGUGGGUCUCCAUGAGUCACAGUCAGUUCUCAGCCUCGACGCGGCAUGACGGACUUGCUUGCCUUGUCUACCGGUGACGGAACGGGAUGUCAGUUGACGCAGGGUUCACCUGCAUCCGGUUCGACGGAGCAGACAGGGUCCGGCGUCUCUGCUCCUGGUCAUGAGAGUACACGAUCUGAAGGUCGUCCAUCUGUUCUGGUUGAGCUAAUCCGUGAUAACGAAUUUGGGGACGUCGAAGCCGUGGACGGCGGAUUGCCUGCAGAGCAUGUCACCGCAGUAAUUGCAGGUGGGACAGCACAAGCUGCUGCCCGUUCACACGAUCAUGAACUCCAAGCACCGCCAUGCAGUCCGACGACUGGGGGUGAUGCCGCAGUUGCAGCUGAAGUCCUAGCACCUGAAUGCAGUCCGCAGAGCAUGGGUGAAAGUGGGGGAACCUCCACACUUGCUCCGUUGGCAAGAGGUGGUGUUAGGAGUGGGCAUGAAGCGGGGAGAGGGCAACGUGGCCGCGGACAACCUGGCCGUGGACGUGCAGACAUUAGUGUCGGGGCAGGAGAAGGUGGUGACGAUCGUGUGGGUUCAGGAACGUCGUCACAGCCGCAGGACAACGGGACGAACACUGCAGGUCUGUCUCUUGGUGCAAGGUCCACUGCAGUCCAGGGUAACAUGGCCGCGAAGCGUCGAAGGGGUGGCUCUAAUGCAAGGGAACAGGCCAUGGGUGCUAUUUGCGGAGCAAUGCGCGAGCACACCACUGCGUAGGUCAGGUCAGAUAAGGAGCACCAUGUGAUCAUGCGUGAAAUCUGCGACUAGCAGAUUGCCGCACAAGAAAGAAUUGCCAAAAUGACGUGCGAGGCGAUGGAGAAGGACACGGCAGCUCGGGAUGGCGGAGGUGAGCGUAUGGCUACUGAAAUCCGUGCAGGGUACUCUGUGCUCGCUGAUGCUAUCAAGAGUCUGGCAAACCGCAACGCAACUCAAUAGGGGGGGUUGCCAGCAUUGAAAAGAAACCUUCUCAGAUACUUCAUAGUAGCAAGUGCAACUAUAGGUCGGUUCAGGUAGCGCAGAAAAGUUUGGCUUUUUUGCCUUCGUCUUCGCCGUCCUUUUUGUAUAUCUGAAGGACGUUAGUUACAGACAUGUUUGACCAUCGGUUUAGUGUCACCAUC
This is a messenger RNA of Chara braunii, 1184 nucleotides long. NCBI's taxonomy places the organism in Eukaryota, Viridiplantae, Streptophyta, Charophyceae, Charales, Characeae. The record is from the annotation of a GenBank genome assembly.